Myotis lucifugus (little brown bat) is the source of this 3375-nucleotide messenger RNA. It is a transcript of the gene MCF2, whose product is annotated as MCF.2 cell line derived transforming sequence. Gene Ontology annotation, molecular function: guanyl-nucleotide exchange factor activity. NCBI's taxonomy places the organism in Eukaryota, Metazoa, Chordata, Mammalia, Chiroptera, Vespertilionidae. Gene Ontology annotation, cellular component: cytoplasm. Gene Ontology annotation, biological process: dendrite development; intracellular signal transduction. The record is from RefSeq and is a predicted model, not a curated record.
AUGGCGGCUGACGGUUCCCGGCCCUACCUGGGCUCGCCCGGUCUGGCGGAGCGGCACGUGCCUCAGGCCUCGGAGCCAGAGACCACUGAGUUGGGCAGCAGGACCCCGGAUCUGCCCCUGAACCAGGACGCCUGUGUGUCCGUGCCUAAUGCCCAGGCGAUCACUCUGCAGGUGGACAUGGCCAUGGCCCUUGAGCGCGUGGACUUUGCAGAGCAGUACAGCCAGAGCUAUCUCUGUCUCCUGCAAACGGUCUUCUUCGCAGAUUCCGAGCUGCAUCUCUGUGUAAAGGACAUCAGUCAUUUCUUAAUGCAAGACAUUGCAUUUUUGUCCGCUAAGUCUUUCGAAGUUCAUGGUGGCCGGGGAAAGGACAAUGCUUGGAUCAUUACAUUUCCAGAAAAUUGUAAUUUCAGAUGCAUACCAGAAGAAGUGAUAACAAAAGUACUGACUUAUUUGACAUCUAUUGCAAGGAAAAAUGGAUCUGACUCCCGGUUUACCAUUAUUCUUGAUCGAAGAUUGGAUACAUGGUCUUCUAUCAAAGUCUCUCUCCAAAAAAUCUCUGCUUCCUUCCCUGGGAACUUACACUUGGUAUUGGUUCUACGUCCAACCAGUUUUCUUCAACGAACUUUUACAGACAUUGGAUUUCGAUUUAGUCAGGAAGAUUUCAUGCUCAAACUACCGGUUGUUAUGCUGAGCUCAGUUAGUGAUUUGCUGACAUACAUUGAUGACAAGCAAUUAACCCCUGAGUUAGGCGGCACCUUGCAGUACUGCCACAGUGAAUGGAUCAUCUUCAGAAAUGCUAUAGAAAAUUUUGCCCUCACUGUGAAAGAUAUGGCUCAAAUGUUACAAUCCUUUGGAACCGAGCUAGCUGAGACAGACCUACCAGAAGAUAUUCCUUCAAUAGAAGGAAUUCUUGCAAUUCGUGCUGAAAAGUAUCACCUGUUAAAGAAUGAUAUUACAGCUGUAACCAAAGAAGGAAAAAUUCUGCUAACAAAUCUGGAAGUGCCUGACCCUGAAGAAGCUAUCAGUUCAAGAUUUGAACAUCAUGAGCAAAUAAGUGGUGACUGGCAAACUGUGAAUAAAUUGCUGACUCAAGUACAUGAUAUGGAAAUUGCUUUUGAUGAAUUUUGGGAAAAACACCAACUAAAAAUGGAGCAGUAUCUGCAACUAUGGAAGUUUGAGCAGGAUUUUCAAGAGCUUGUGCGUGAAGUUGAACUUCUAUUAAAUCAACAAGCAGAGUUGGCAGAUGUCACAGGGAAUAUAGCUCAUAUAAAACAAAAAAUAAAACAUUUGGAAAACUUAGAUGAAAAUUCUCAGGAUUUGUUAGCAAAGGUCCAGUUUGUGAUUUUACAUGGACACAGACUUACAUCAAAUCACCAUUAUGCACUUGAUUUGAUCUGCCAGAGGUGCACCGAGCUACAUUAUCUUUCUGAUAUUUUGGUUAAUGAGACAAAACACAAACGGAUACAACUCAGCUGGACCUUCGAAAUGCAUAAACGUCUACAGCAGGUAGUGUCAUUGUGCUCUCCAGGCUCUUCAAUGCUGUGAUGAAGUCAGGAAAUAGAUAAGUUUCAGUCUAAAGAAAAUGCUCAGGAAGCCCUCCAAGAUAUCGAACAUUUUCUUGAAAUGGCUCUGCCCUUUAUAAACUUUGCUACUAAAACCCUACAGUAUGAAUUUGAUUUACUUUUAUCCCCUGAACUCAAAAUAAGAGGCUUCUUUUUAAGUAAACACAUUCAAAUUCAGACUGUACAACUCAAGCUUGAAAGCAUUCGAACUGUAUUUGAGAACCAACAAGCUGGUUUCAAGAACCUGAAAUAUGAGCAUGUGAGGCCAAUCCAGUUUGUGGUACCUGCUUCCAACAAAGCGAUCAUACCUAAAGCACCCCUUUUUUCACCUAAACCUGUGGGAGUUGGAUAUUUCUUUCAAGCAUGUAAAUUUUUUUUGAAAGGGAAGAAGACUUGGAAACAAAAUCAGAGCAACUUAAAAAUUGAAGUGGUGCAUGAUUGUCUGGAGAAGAGAAGUUCUGGUCCAUCCUCCAGUUUGAACAAUAACAAUACCUUGGAUGUUUUAAAGAACCAUGUCCUAAAUGAGCUGAUACAGACUGAGAAGAUUUAUGUUCGCGAGCUGUUUACUGUUUUGUUGGGCUAUAAAGCAGAGAUGGAUAAUCCAGAGAUGUUUGAUCUUAUGCCACCUCUCCUGAGAAAUAAAAAGGAUGUUCUCUUUGGAAAUAUGGCAGAAAUAUAUGAAUUUCAUAGCAACCUUUUCAUGAGCAGUCUGGAAAAUUGCAUUGAUGCUCCAGAAAGAGUCGGACUUUGUUUCCUGGAAAGGAAAACUGAUUUUCAGAUGUAUGCAAAAUAUUGUCAGAAUAAACCCAGAUCAGAGGCAAUUUGGAAGAAGUAUUCAGAAUGCGCUUUUUUCCAGGAAUGUCAAAGAAAAUUAAAACACAGACUUGGUCUGGAUUCCUAUUUACUCAAACCAGUGCAACGACUCACUAAAUAUCAGUUACUGUUGAAGGAACUAUUAAAAUAUAGUAAAGACUGUGAAGGAUCUGAACAAUUAAAGGUGGCACUUGACACAAUGCUGGAUUUACUGAAGUCAGUUAAUGACUCUAUGCAUCAGAUUGCAAUAAAUGGCUAUGUUGGAAACUUAAAUGAGCUGGGCAAGAUGAUAGUGCAGGGUGCAUUCAGUGUUUGGACUGGACACAAAAAAGGUGCUACAAAAAUGAAGGAUUUUGCUAGAUUCAAACCAAUGCAGCGGCACCUUUUCUUGUAUGAAAAAGCCAUUGUUUUUUGUAAAAGACGUGUUGAAAGUGGAGAAGGCUCUGGUAGAUACCCGUCAUACAGUUUUAAGCGCUCUUUAAAAAUGGAUGAAGUUGGAAUCACUGAAUAUGUAAAAGGAGAUAACCGCAAGUUUGAAAUCUGGUAUGCUGGGAAAGAAGAAAUUUAUAUUGUCCAGGCUUCAAAUAUAGAUGUGAAGAUGAUAUGGUUAAAAGAAAUAAGAAAUAUUUUAUUGAAGCAACAAGAACUUCUGACAGUUAAACAACAACAGCAGCGUAAUCAGUUAACUGAACAGGACCAGCUUUCUUCUCAACAGAAUGAUGAAAGGCAACAGCAAGCUUUUAUAGUUCCUGAGAUAACUAAAUCAGAGCACACCAGCACUGUGGUAGGGGUCCAUGAGGCAACUUCGACAGUUCAGGCAGAAGCAAAUACAGUUUGGACUGAAGAAAUCUCUGAAAGCCCUGAGUCAUGGUCAAACAACUAUUUUUCCUCUUCCUAUGUUGACAGUGGAGAAGAAAGAACCCUACUGGUUGGUGAAAAAUCUAAACAGAAGAAAAGAAGACCUGAUUCCAGGGGACAGUCUGAAGAUUUAAAUCGGUGA